AUGUUCUCUGCUACCCAAUUCAAGACUCUUGCCCUCGCGGCGCUGCUCUUCAUCAACACGGUCAGCGCUGCCGACACGCUCGGCCGUCCAGUAUCAUCGUCUGCACAGUGCGACAGCAUAUGCCAACAAGUGCACGACCCCAACGCCGUCGAGUCCAUCGGCCGUACCAUCGAGUCUUCCAUCUCCUCUACUGGCAACUACGACAUUCUUCUGGGUCAGCGUUCCGCCAACGGUGUCGGUUACGACGCCUCGACCAUCUGGAAGCUCUGGGCUAAAUCUCUCGAAAGCUCCUUCUCGUCCAGCGUCAGCCACCUCCAGGAGUCUGGACAUGCCGACGACAAGGUUUGCGUCGACAAGGCUACCCUUGCUAAGCUCACGGCUGCCUCGCUCAACUGCCAUUCUCACGUAAAGGGCAGCGGCGCGCUCGGCGGUGCAGCCGGCGGAAGUGUGUCUUGGUCUUACAACACCUCGGGUGACAAUAACCCUCAAGUCGGCUGGGGUGCCGGCGUGGACAAUGGCGGCGCUCCUAUUGACACUCACGGAGUCAAUGCUGGUGGUGACUCGAGCGCGUUCGGAAGCGGCUCCAACGUGCAUCAUCAUGUAGGUGGUGGAUCAUCCAGCUCCACCUCCACCGGCGGGCAGACUUCCACCUCCAGCUCUGGUUGGGGCAGCGGCAAUGUAGCCAACGGGAUCCUUGCUUCCAAGUGCGCUCGAAGGAGAACGGAAAGCUGUUGACGACGUACGGCUCGGAGUACGCUUUUGCGAGAUUGGACGGUUAUCAUUCCACCUUCCGUGCCCAUCCGAUCAAGGGGCAGGAUGGUAGCUUCCGCCUGACGGAGAUCAAGAGGAACGGCGCGACUGUGAGCUACCCUGUCAAGAUCAACAGCGCCCUGGGACAAUUCAAGCCUCUGUACGGUGACAAGGACGCCGUCUUCACAUUCAAGCCCACGCAAUUCGGAGACAGCUGCUGGGGCUCGCCCGGUUUCAAGAUGGCCCGUCGUCAAGAUUGGGGAGGUUGGGGACCCAACUACCGCGCCACCAAGUCUUCCUCGGCCGACGAAUGCGUCGAUGUUGAGCUCGAAGAGGCCGACUGCUAA
Molecule: messenger RNA, 1097 nt
Organism: Ceraceosorus bombacis
Lineage: Eukaryota; Fungi; Basidiomycota; Exobasidiomycetes; Ceraceosorales; Ceraceosoraceae
Source: the annotation of a GenBank genome assembly